CCGCGAGCACGUGCGCGUCCUCGCUGCUCACAUUUCGGCGGUGGGCGCGCUCCCUGGAAAAUUCCACCUCUGCGCUAGCUCCACCCUAUGCGGCUUGUCUUCUACUCGACGCUCUUCAAGCUCAGCUCUCUUCCCGGCGACCUUUGCGGGAACAAGAUGGCUGCCCCCAUAGCUCAAGGGUUGUCGCGUGUAUCCAGGGUUUUGGGUUGGUGGUCUCGGCAGCCAGUUCUGGUGACUCAGUCCGCAGCUAUAGUUCCAGUAAGAACUAAAAAACGUUUCACACCUCCUACUUACCCACCUAAAUUCAAAACAGAAAAGGAGUUUUUGGAACAUGCCCGGAAAGCAGGAGUGGUUAUUCCUCCAGAAGAUUUGGAGCGUCCUAUACAUCUGGCCUGUUCAGCUGGUAUCUUUGAUGCCUAUGUUCCUCCUGAGGGUGAUGCUCGCAUAUCAUUUCUUUCAAGGGAAGGACUGAAACAGAAAGCUGAACGAAUGAAGAAGACUAUGGCAUCACAAAUGGCCUCAGACCAUGACCGACUUCAUACCUUGGUAACCGAACACUGUUUUCCAGACAUGACCUGGGACAUCAAAUAUAAGACCGUCCGCUGGAGCUUUGUGGAAUCUUUAGAGCCCUCCCAUGUUGUUCAAGUUCGCUGUUCAGAUAUGGUGAACCAGAGCAACAUGUACGGCCAGGUCACUGUGCGCAUGCACACCCGCCAGACUCUGGCCAUCUAUGACCGGUUUGGCCGGUUGAUGUAUGGACAGGAAGAUGUACCCAAGGAUGUCCUGGAGUAUGUUGUAUUUGAAAAGCAGUUGGUAAACCCCUAUGGAAGCUGGAGAAUGCAUGGCAAGAUCGUUCCCUCAUGGGCACCCCCUAAGCAGCCCAUCAUUAAGACGGUGAUGAUCCCUGGCCCUCAGCUGAAACCAGAAGAAGAAUAUGAAGAGGCACAAGGAGAGGCCCAGAAGCCUCAGCUAGCCUGAUGGCAAAAUGACUUCCGGAGUAAAGCCUGGGUAAUGAGGUUGCUGGAAUCUUUGAAGUCUUCCAUCCCUAUCGUGCAAUAGAAAGAACUACCUUUGUUCUCUUCCAUCCUGCUCAGGUCUUUUCAGCAGUCUCCUCAACAACCAUGCUGAUGGCUGGGCCCUAGUAGGUGGCAGGUAUAACAGGGCCAUGGACCUGGCCCUGUUAUACCUGUUUAAAUUGUAUGUCUAGCUUCUGAGUCUAGAUGAAAGACAGCAUGUUUCAGAGAACAUUGGAUACCAGUUUUUCCCACAGCAGGGACUUUGAGAGAGAGAACCAGCAGCAUCUUCUUUGUAAUCACAGGGCAGGGAUCAGAGUUUGAAAUAAAACACUGUGAGAGUGUUGGAAAAAUUUUGGUGAGUUCUGUACAUUUUCCCUGGUUUAGGCUGGGAGUAGACCAGCCUUCAAAUGGCAGAAGUGGAAGAUGAGCCUACUUGUGAGUGAUGGGAUUUUAAGGAAAUCCAGACUUGGAAGGAAUAAUUCGUGUUUAUAAGAUAUUUAAGAGGGCCUUUUUCAUACACUGACUCACUGAUGAAUCAGCAUUUAAGUUUUAUGGAAAAAUAUAAAGAAAUAAUUUAUCCCUCA
Molecule: messenger RNA, 1600 nt
Organism: Cebus imitator (Panamanian white-faced capuchin)
Lineage: Eukaryota; Metazoa; Chordata; Mammalia; Primates; Cebidae
Gene: MRPL45
Product: mitochondrial ribosomal protein L45
Exons: 7
Coding region: 88-978 (296 amino acids)
Cellular component (GO): mitochondrion
Source: RefSeq, a predicted model, not a curated record